Messenger RNA from Physella acuta, 9396 nucleotides. Its product is annotated as zinc finger protein 236. NCBI's taxonomy places the organism in Eukaryota, Metazoa, Mollusca, Gastropoda, Physidae. Gene Ontology annotation, biological process: regulation of transcription by RNA polymerase II. The record is from RefSeq and is a predicted model, not a curated record. Gene Ontology annotation, molecular function: DNA-binding transcription factor activity, RNA polymerase II-specific. Gene Ontology annotation, cellular component: nucleus.
GUCACAUGACCAGCGGCCGCUACACGUAUCACCGGUCAGCAGACGGUGUUUUGUCAGUUUCGGACACAGCGAUGGAAAGUUUUCUGUGGAUACGGUUGGAUAUAUCAGACGAAUGAUCGCAUUGUUUUCAUUCACAUCAGACAUUUUGACGUGUGAGAUCAACAUUAAAAUGGACAUUCGCAAAAGUUUUCUCAGAGCACUUAUGAGAGGACAGCAUGAUGCGAGAUGCAUCUAGGAGAACAACUUGCCCAAACAAAUCCACAACUACGCUCUAUACACAUCAUCGGACUUUUUGGACAAUUUUCGAAACAAAAUCUUUACCACUCUCUUUGGAAUCCCAGAUUUUUCAGUAGCAGAAACCGUUGUGAAUCUGCAGGCCAAACCCAUGGCCAACAGAGGUUACCUCACCGCCCCCCACAGACUACUACCUGGCUACACAUCCUUGUCCACAUCCAGGAGUAGUGUGGGGGUCAACUCCAACUCGCAGUCUAGUCCAGAGUUUUCCUACGACGCCAUUCCAAGAUCGUUGUCAGACAGGAGCAUCGGGAGAGAGAGCUCCGCCUACAGCAGAUCUACCACCUCCACCAACCAGGCCCUAACCAUGGCUUACCCUAACGUCAAUGAAUUUCCCUACGGUUUGUCUGGAGUCCAGAUGCCAACCUAUAACUUUGGCUCAGAAUUGUACAACUACGUCAGCAAUGGCUUCCCCAGGAAGUCUAGAAUGUGCACGUUCUGCAACAAAGUCUUCACGAGAUCCACAACCAGACGCUAUCACGAGCGGCGAUGUCCUCUGCUCCGCGCCUCCAACAGCCUGGCCAAAAAUGAAGAAAACAACACAGCUGCAGCAGUGGCAGCCGCAGCAGCCCUGAAAGAGCAGCAGCAGAGGCACAAGGAAGUUUCCAGCAACCUCCCGUCUGCUCCACGUACAGCUAAUCCCUCCAUGUCGGCCGUUUCCCAGGAGAGAAACAGUCUGCCCUCAGCCCCCACCCCAGCAUCACCCCCUCCACAAACCCUCCACCCAGCCUAUCCCACAUCUUUCCCUGCCACUACAGCUCUAGGCACGAGUCCAUCCCGAAGUGCUGCUACAGCUUACAGCUACGCACACUACGGCUCCCAUUUCUACAACUCCAUAUCAGCCGCUGCGCUAGCCUCCCUUGACCAAAACAGCAACACACUCCAAGCAAAGAAAGAGUCAGAUUCCACCUCAUGGACCUCCUCCCCUUCACCCUCCUCCAAAGGUCGAGACCACGUCAACCCCAGCUCUAUUCUCGGCAUAGCGUCCUUGUCCAAAGUGUUGGACUCUGGUGUUGACCUGACGGCCAAAUACUGCGCUGACUUCAGCAUCAGGACCCAGCCGCCCGUGUUCCCUACAAGUUCCUUACACAGCACGCCCAGAUCUCCCGGCUCACCUGAGCCAGGCGAGACCAAGCCAGAUAGAACAAUGAUGGACAGGUCCAGGGCCAGCCCACAGGACUUCACCAGAGGCCACCAUGAGCGGGCGUCAAGUCAUCAUGAGCGGGCGUCAAGUCAUCAUGAGCGGGCGUCAAAGUGCCCAGAAAAGAUCACAAAAGCCAACAUAUCUGGAGCCAGGCUAAAAAUGCCAUCUGCAUCACCCCCUCCCUUGUGGAGCAACAAAGCUAGGGUUGAACGAGCGCAAGAACAGUACAUGUCAGUGCAACCAGUUGAUGAUGAAGAGGAGGAUGAAGAUGAUGAAGAGGAAGAUGAGGAAGAAGUAGAAGAGGACGAAGAGCAGUUCAAUGAGGACAACCUCGGUGAUGAUGAUGAUAAAAAGUCCAAUGGAUGUGAGGCACCUCUGAAGAGAAGCCCCUCGUUUGAUCCUUUAGUCUGUCAGUUCUGUCAAAAAUCUUUCUCUGACACGAUCACCCGCCAGGCACACGAGGCUCUCCAUUCUCAGACCAAAUCUUUUGCCUGUUCACUUUGUUCCAAUGCGUUUCACUGUGCUUACAGUCUUAAAAUCCACUUCUUGCGACACCACAAUGAGGGACCCUACAAGUGCAAACAGUGCAGCCAGCCCUUUGAAGAGAUUAUGGCCCUGAAGGAUCACCUCAUCUCUGAACACUCUCUGCCCAAGCAGGAGAUGUGUUCCCUCAAGUACUUCCCCCUCUUGGACAGCUCAGAGAACAACCCAAGCUUGCCACACAAUUCAGCUCUGUCAGACGGGGAAGCAGAUUCAAAGGAAAGAAAUAUGUCGAUGCAGCGCCGAAGUGCAGACAGUUUGCCAGAUGUCCUCAACCAUUCUGACCAGACAACGAAGAAACUUCAAACCAACGAAAUCGAUUCCCUAGCUGGCGGUGACCUGGCUAACGAAGACACAGAGACGUGUAAAGUUUGUAACAAAACAUUUGCUAAAUCUUUUAUCCGCUUCCACGAGAGGGCGCAUGCAGACCAGAAACCCUACGAGUGUCCAAUCUGCAACAAGAGGUUUGGCUACAAGAACAACAUGAAGUCUCACAUGAAGCUGCACCAGGGGCUCAAGCCGUACCAGUGCCAGAUCUGUGGAGCCAGGUUUACCAGGGGCUCCACACUCCGCCGCCAUGGACGUCGUCACAACAUCUCCAGGAACUCAAUGCUGGACUACGUGCUGUACGACCAAACAGGAGCUUCAUCCAGGCCUGCUGUCAACAGCAAGUCAAGCACAGUUUCUCCCUCUGCUGGCUCACACUACACUACACAGAGCAGGAAGACUCCUACUGAGCAGACGUCAGCUUACACACGACCUGCCCCACCUGUGACAGAGACUGAGAAGUGCACCCCUACGGGAAAACGCACCCCACCCAAAAGCACUCCCCAGAACCUGUCCCCUAGGAUGAUGCCCAGUCAGCUGAGCACCCAGGCCAUGUCUGGAAGUCUGGCAGCCGUGGCCGCUGCCAAUUUGUUUGCCUACCCUGCUGCUGCGGCCCCACAUCUGUACCAGUUCUACACCUCAGCCAAUCAGCUCAUGGGCUACUCUGCUUAUGCUUCAAGUAUAGCUCCAGCUGUCCAAUCAGAUGCCCUGAAUCUUAGUUUGGGAAAAAGAAAAUCCCCAUUUGAGGAUGUAGAUAGCCAAAUCCAAGAGAAAGUUCAGCGCAGAGAACCCGAAGUUCUGAAUGGGGUGAGCCCAAGUAAAAAGUGGAGUCAAGAGCCUAAAAUCAAAGUGGAAGCAGAAGAACCAGGAGAAAUGAUCAAAAGAGAAAAAUCAAACCCAUUUAUUUUCAACUUCUCUCCAAAAGCUGAACUACACCAGAGUACAGCCUCCAACCAGAAUGGCGUGCACCAGGAAAAGUUGUUUGAAAGUAAAGUUGAGUUAAAAAUCUCAACCGAAGACUUCGGAGCUCAAGUAAAUAUCUGCUGUCCUAGUCCACACUCAUCUCAUCCAGCUGCAAGUCCACUUGGCCCCUCCUGCAAUGGCACCAACCACCACCCCCAUGCCAGCCCAUCUGGACUGAGCUCACACAGCAGCCCAGCCAACUCCACCCACUCAGCCCCCAGCCCCAACAACAUCAGCGAGCACCACCUGCAGGAGCUGCUGGUGUCCCUGCUGGCUGCUGGCCGCAUGUUCCGCUGCGGCUACUGCGAGAUCUACUUCACCGAGUACGCCAUGUUCCGCCUGCACCAGAAGUACCACCAGUGCGACAUGACGCGGCCUUUCCUGUGCUCUGUGUGUGGGGAGGACUGCAAGGACAAGACCUACUUCACUGUUCACCUGUCUGAACACCUGGGACUUGGUAACAAGGCAGGACUUGCUUGAACACCUGGGUCUUGGUAACAAGGCAGGACUUGCUUGAACACCUGGGACUUGGUAACAAGGCAGGACUUGUGGCCAAACUCACAGAAUAAAGCCAUCUAUUUGAGAAAUUUUCGAAGUUAUUAUAUUUGAGAAAUCUAUCAUGCCAUUAUAUUUUGAAAAAUGAACAAAGCCAUUUUAUUUGAAAAUAAACAAGACCAUUAUACUUGAGAAUGAACAAAGCCAUUAUAUUUGAGAAAUAAACAAUGCCAAUAUAUUUGAAAGAUAGUAUCAUGAGGUUAAAAUAACAAGUUGUGUUAACGAUGAAGACAUUGUUUUUGUUUGAUGGCGAUGUUCUCAGAUACUAUUCUGUAGUUAAAACUACUGGAUAUAGUUUGUGUAUUUGCAGGAGAUUCUAAUUCUAUUUGUCUGAAUUUGUAAUUGUUUCAUUGUGCUGACGGCCGAUCUUUCAGAUGUUUUCUAUAAUCAUCAUCAGGGAAUGUUUGUUUAUCUUGACCUUUGUUGAACUUGCUUGUCUUUUCAAGGCUUUCAAGAGCUACUUUUAGAUGCUGAUAACGUUUCCAAUUUGCAUAAUGCUACGGGUAAUGAAGCUGUGUAAGGUUGAAUUAUUUUUCAACUUUGAAUGUCUUGUCACUGCUGUUACCUCAUGGGAUCAUAUAGUUUUGUCAUGCUUACACUGUUGCUUGCUCUUCAGCUUCGAUUUUCAUUUUUGGCCACAGUUUAAAAAGUAAAAAUUUUGAAUUAAAAAUUUGAUCAGUUCAAUGAUACUGCUGAAACUUUUGAGAAAAUAUUUGAAUGAUGAGAAUUGUAAGAAAAUAGUAACUAUCUUGAGACAUUGUUACUUGUUUUAAAAAAAGAAACCUAAACUUUCAGAAACAACUUUUCUUCCUAUAAAACUACCUCAAGUAUUGUCUAUGUAUAUUUAUAUAUGACCACAAUGCAGGGAUAUAUUGCUUUAUACGCCAUUGAAUUCAUGUUUUCUUUUUGAAAAUAAAUAUGCAUGUUUCAUGUGAAAUUCCUUUUUAAUCUAAGUCACUGCCAAACAGUUCAUUUGCUUCUAAGCUUUGAAAUGAAUGUAUGUCUAGAUGCUACAGUUCUUGGCUACAUCUGGCUCUCCCUAGAUGAGAUGAUGUGUUUCUAGAUCAUAAAACUGCAUUUAACUGGCCCCAUGGUCAUUAGCCAAGCCUCAAAAUAGAAUAGUCAAUGUUGCCAGCUUUUUAAUAAGUUGCCAGUUUGACCACCAGCUGUUUGAGUUGGUUUCUCCCAUCAUACAUGGCUAGAGUAGGCUGGUGGAGACAGUAUUACAAAAGUCAUCAUUACAUGAAUACGGGUGCACUAGUAUACACGUUUUCUUUCAAUUUUGUCCAAGACUUGAUUGACCAAACUUGUAGCCACAGAUUUUUUCUUUCAAAUAAAUUUAUUUAUUUUGUACUGACAAUACGGGUAACAAAAGUCCAGUGAGCGACAGCUUGUGAUGUUUGCAUUAGAUCUCAGGCUUUCUACUGCAUUUUUUUAUACUGCAAUUUUGUUUCUUGUCAAUAGUCACUGUUUUUAUUCUACAGAUAAUUUUAAAUGCACUAUUAAAAACAAAAAUUCACAUUUUUUUGAAAAGAAACAAAUUGUUUCAUUUAAACUUAUUGUAAGUAAUCUCUCAGGAAAUUGUAAAUAUACUUUUCCCUAUUUUCUAAAAUCUAUAAUUUAAUGUAUUAUUUAUUAUUUUGAAAAAAGGUAUUUACAGUUUGCCAUUACAUUUUAAUAUUGCUUAAAUGAUUGUUACAUGUUUAGGGCAUUGUUUCAACAUUUUGUAAUGAAUUGAUAUAAACCAAUUGAUAAAGAUUAUCUAUAUAAUGAACAGAAAAAACUAAGUGACAGAUCCUGUAUGAAAACAAAUGACAGUUCCUAUCUGUAUGAAAACAAAAUGACAGAUCCUAUAUGAAAACAAAUGACAGUUCCUAUCUGUAUGAAAACAAAAUGACAGAUCCUAUAUAACUAAAACUUGUCAGAGCAUGGACUUUUGUCAAAUUAUAAAGUAAUAUGGCCAAGCCUUAGCUAUAUUCAUUAAAAAAUUGUUUUCAUGCCCAUUCAGACUGUUUUUUAUUGUUAAAAUCAGUCCAAUGAAAAUAUCAAAUUCUGGAUACAGUAUUUAAAUUUAAUAAUCUGCAUUUAGAAAAAAAUUUUAAUGAUUUUAUUUCUGCACCAUUUGAAUCUUGCGUGUUUCCGCUGUUGUUUGUUAGUUUGUCUGCCUAGAUUCAAUGUUUAAUGUCAACCCAAGUUUUUUUAAGCAUAUCUUUCUGCAGUGAUAAUGCAUUCUAUAUAUCUAAACUCAGGAAAGACAACUCAGGUGAUCCAUAGAACUAUUUGUAAAUAUGUGUCUUUAAUCUCACUCUACACACAUGUUUAGAGAUGAGCAUCUGUUUGAUUUCCUUUGUGCCACCUUCACUUUGUAAUACAUUAAAAACAGAAAUCUAAAAAAUCUUGAGAAAUUUGAUCUCUGGUGCAAUGUUGACUCACCAAGUUUUGUAGCUCAGGAAUUGUUGGACCUCAGGUUUCAUUUUUAAUAAAAGCUUUUUCUAUCAUUUAGAUAUCAAAUAUAAAUGCUGCCACAAAUUGUGUACAUUGAGAAAAGUUUUCUAUUGCUUGCCCACAUCCCGCCUAUCAAAUGACUAGUUGUACAUUCAGCAUUUUUUAACAUUGUUGACUUUUAAAGUUUGCUUCUGCGAUUAUUGCUUUGUAAUUUUUAAGCAGAAGGAAAUCUCAGAACAAAUAACACAAAUUUAUCACCUGUAUUAAUUAAUUAUCUUGUUAAUAACUUAUUUGCAUAAUUCAAAUGGUAGCGGCUUGCUGAUCUCAGGAAUGAAACAUAAGCAUAUUAUAACUUGGUUUUUCAGACGAAAAAUAAUGAAAAACACUAAAGCUUGUUAUUUAAACCAACCUUUUAUUCAUUGCAUUCAUUAUGUUAAAAUUACACAGAAACUUUUAUUCAGUAAACUCUGGUAUUAACUUGAAACAUAAUGUUUAAGAUCAGUCAAUUUUUCAAAAUUUUUUCCAAGUGUACCUCGACUCAUGAGAUGAAGAAUGGUUGGAUCCAAUUUAAUGUUCAGUUUUCUGUUCUGUUUACAUAACAUAGUAUUUAUGAAACAUUUUUAAUUUGUAAAAACUAAUCAGCAUUGAGAAUAAUUUCACAUCCCCAUUCAUGAAACAGAUUGUGUUCUUGUUGUUUCAUGGGAAAACUUGAUUUCAUCAAAUUAUGGACUACUGUUUUUCUAAUGACAUAAUAUUUUUCACCCACUACCUCGUCACUGUCCAUUCAUGCUACUUUAUAACUGGCUAUUUAUAGCUAAUUGGCUGGUCCUAAAACUGAAAUUUAAAUAAUGGCUUUCAUUUUCUGUUAUACAAACUCUGUUGUACCUGUUGUUAGCAGUUGCUAAGUUGUCCCCACCCCCUCUUACCUCCUCCCCCCUCACUCAGGCCAUAAUAAAUGGAUUCAGUGUGAUACUUGUAUACCAAAAUAGCUUUGAAACUUUGUAUAUUUGAUAGCUUUGAAACUUUGUAUAUUUAAUAGCUAUGAAACUUUGUAUAUUAUAUGACAGCUUUGAAAAUUUGAUUGUAAAUUUCAUGUCUUUUUUCUACAUGCUUUGUUUAUAUUUUUAAAAAUAAUUUUGUAUCCAAUGUUCAAGUUGGUUGCUAAGUUACAGGCAGUUUUGUUUGGCCUAGUUUAUUUUUGUGUGUGCCGACAAUUGCUGUAAAAUGGAAGGGUCAAGCAUGAACUACUGUGUCCAAUUAUGGUCAGUGAGUCUGGUUGUCAACGGCUCUUGUUUGGUUCUUGUCAGGUCCUUGAGAGAAAAUUUGCUUCAGACAUUUUUUAAAGUUUUGGGGCAUUUACAGACUUGAAACAAAUCUGUACAAAACCACUUUCUAACCUUUAAGAGAAACUCAGGUAUUAAACAUAUCACAAAGACUAAAAUUUUUAAAUUUAGAGAAGUUGUUUUUUGUCCUUGUACAUUAGAAAUUCAUGAUAUUCAAUAUCAUAGUAGAUCACUUUCAAACAGACACUUUUAGUUCUGAUAGCAUUCCAAGUAAGAUUUGCCAUUUGUUCUACAAGCUUGUGGGCCAUCCACACUAGCUGUGGGCCAUCCACACCAGCUGUGGGCCAUUCACAAGACACUGCACUGAAGGUCACUCAGAUAUUUUUGGUCUUAUUUUGUGCUGUUGUCAGUUGAUGACCAUAAAAGUGUAAUUAGUUAAUUAGUGUAAUUAAUUAAUGUCAAUGAGUUUCAAAUUUGAAACACAGAGUAAAUGAAAGGGUGUUAUACAAUUUCUGUAGAAAGGAUAUAUAUAUGUUCAUUAUAUUUCAAAUUUCUUCUUAAUCUGUUUAAUAUUUUAAUUAUAAUUCAAACUUCCUGUUUAUCUGUUUAAAAAUUGUCGUAAACCUUGUAUGACUUUCUUUAGUUUUCAAUGUUUAAAUUGAUGUACUCAAUUGAUCUGCUUUUUUUUUCUCUUUAAAAUUUCUAUACAUAAAAUUUUCCUCCUUUUUGCCAUAAUCAUUAUUUAAUUUUUUUGUGAAAACCGCAAGUGAGAAGCUUUUAUUUUCUUUUCUGUAAAGAUUUGCAUGUAUUUAUGUGUAGCCUCUCUAAUUGUCACUCACCAUUCACUACAUUGGCAUAGCGUCAUUUGCUAAAAAAAUUUUUUUGUUGUCAAUCAGCAUUUAUGAAGGUUGCUAUGGCAACCAAUGAUAUUCUUAAUGUAUAGGAUAUUUUUCAUGUUAAUAUUGUUUGAAAGUGUUUGAUAGAUGUUCACUAGUGGGUGUAGCCUCGGAGCUUGUACAAUCAUUGGCUGAACAGGGGGGUGUAUAAACCCAAAAGAUUGGGGUGAUUGUGUACUCUCCAGUUGAGAUCAGUUACGUGCUGAUUCUAGCCAAGCUCCAGGUUCAAUUGAUUGUUUUUAUAUUUGUUGAUGAAGUUUGUCAAAUUGUAAUCCACUAUGUAGUUACCUGUACAAAUAUCACCGCCAUUUGGCAAGUUAUUUUUCUGUGUGCUUUACAGCAUUUAAAUAUUGUUUCUAUUUUAUUUUAAUAAGCAUUGGGACACUAGGAAGUAAAACAAACAGCAAAAUUCUGUCUUAAGUGAAAUAUUUGAGACUGAUAAUUUAGGAAAAUUAAGACAAGUAAAAUGAGUACUUUAAACUGAAAACUUUUGUCAUAUUCCCAGGCACAGUUGGGGUAGAUUUGGUUAGUCCAGGCACAGUUAGGUAUGAAUAGUUAGCUGUGGUAGCCUAUAUAUUGUGUCAAUCAUUAUGUCACAUUGUAUAGCCUUUUUGUGUUAACAUUUCUAAUCAUCUUGCUUCGAUGUGUGUCAACUCAAGCAUUGUAUCUAUGUAUCAUUUUCUUUAGUUAUUUCUAUUUGUGCUGUACGCUAAAGUAGUGGCGUGGGUCCCAGAGAUGACCUCAACACCAGUGGUCACUCAUGGUAGUCAGCAAGGUCAGGCCAUUACUGUUGGUCAACUGUCCAUUAGCCAGGGUAUGGGUGUGUGGCUUGUGUCCACUGUGUUGUCCACCUCUGGAGCCCACAGCUGCUCCAGCUUCAUGUCAUCUAGUAGAUCAAGUUUAGCAGAGAGGGGAGGGCAGUCAAUUAUUAAACAUACUGUUCCAUUGA